AGUGUCACCUUCCUAGACCCCAGAGACAUCGCAACGGCUGGUGCUGCCUCCAGCGACCUCAGCUUUGCCAACACCGACGGGGAGAUCGUCCCCCUGCGGACCUACGGCAUGUUCGCCGUGGAUUUUCGGGCAGGGGAGAGCGGCGCGGCGCUGCAAACGGGGCCGGUGGAGGUGCGGAUGGAUGCGGGGCAGGUCCAGAUGCCGGAGCACCUGCAGAAGAUGAAGUUGUGGUCCUUGAACCCUGAGACUGGCUUUAUCGGGGAGCGGCGUCUUUUCAACCUGGACGUGCCGGAGGACCGCCGCUGCUUUGUCAAGGUCAGGGCUUACAGCAAUGAGAAGUUCAACCCCUAUGAGCAAUUGGAAGGGGUGGUCAUCAGCCUCAUCAACCUGGAGCCCCAGCCCGGCUAUCCCGCCAACCCCCGGGCAUGGGGUCGCUUCGACAGCGUGGUGACGGGUCCCAACGGCGCCUGCCUGCCCACUUUCUGUGACGGCCAGCGCCCCGACGCCUACUCGGCAUACGUCACUGCCACGCUGGGUGGGGAGGAGCUGGAAGCCGUGGCCUCCAGCCCCAAGCUCAACCCCAACGCCGUUGGCGUGUCCCAGCCCUACCUGGGCAAGCUGGGCUACCGCCGGUCGGACCACGAUGACCCCAACUUGAAGAAGACGGCUUUCCAAAUCAACGUGGCCAAGCCCGACCCCAACAACGUUGACGAGACCAACGGUCCCAUCUAUCCUUACCGCAGCCUUGAGGAGUGCGAGAAGGCGCCGGUCAGCGCCAACCACCUCCGCUUCUACCGCGUGGAAGUGGACAAGUAUGAGUACAACGUGGUGCCCUUCAAGGAGAGCGACCUGACCUCUUGGACCGGCGACUACCUCUCAUGGUGGCCCAACCCUCAGGAGUUCAGGGCUUGUUUCAUCAAGGUGCGGAUCGAGGGGCCGCAGGAGUACAUGGUGAGGUCCCGCAACGUGGGGGGCAGCCACCCCCGCACCCGGGGGCAGCUCUAUGGGCUGCGUGACACCCGUAGCGUGCGGGACAUGCUGCUGGAGAACACCUCGGGUGCCUGCGUGGAGUUCAAGUGCAGCGGGAUGCUCUUUGACCAGAGCCUGGUGGACCGCACCUUGGUCUCCAUCAUCCCCCAAGGCAGCUGCCACCGCACGGCCAUCAACAGCCUCCUC
This is a messenger RNA of Pelecanus crispus (Dalmatian pelican), 1176 nucleotides long. The record is from RefSeq and is a predicted model, not a curated record. NCBI's taxonomy places the organism in Eukaryota, Metazoa, Chordata, Aves, Pelecaniformes, Pelecanidae.